AUGUCACAACUUCUCGUCAAUGCUUCGUUGAACGUGGUGUGCGCAAACUUCGUUUUCACAAUUAUCCAUUCGGUCCAAAGGAGAAAAAUACGGUUGCCUGGGAGUCUGUAUACAUGUCAAACCCUUGUGAGUUUAACCCUGUUUUCAGCUGUCAUUGUGGAUGUUCCUUUGACAAUUUGUUUCCCGUCACUCAAGACUUUGAGGCUUAGACGUGUGGAAUUUUCAAACGAUGAAAUCGUUCCUAGGAUUCUAUCUGGUUGCCCUGUCCUUGAAGACCUAACUGUGGUUAGAGAACACAAUGGAAGCGUGAAAAAUAUCACAAUCAUGGUUCCUUCAUUGCUGAGAUUAACAGUUUUGGACUUCAAAUUUGCUUAUAAAGUUCCAGGAAAUGAUGUUGGGUUUGUGAUCAAAGCUCCUUCUUUAAAGUCGUUAACGGUUGUUAGCCAAGUAAGUUGGGUUUGUUCAUUAGUUAAUAUGCCAAACCUCGUGAAGGCUAACGUCAAGCUUCCUCCACCUGGUGAUUCUAAGAAGCUUCUAGAAUGUCUUACCUCAGCCAGACACCUUUCCUUAUGUACAAUACCAUCACCGUUUUCAUAUCCUAUUGGCGUCUUCUAUCAUCUCGUGUCUCUAGUACUAUGUACAUGCUGUUCAGUUUGGUUCUGUCUUAUACUCAGACAAACCCCUAAAAUAAGAGUUCUCAGAUUCCAACCAAUUCAAAAAUGUUGCCAUCAUAUCCAGAUUCAGUGGGAGCAAUCAAGUUCUGUUCCUCAAUGUUUGAUCUCGAGUCUUGAAACUGUUGAGUGGAUUGAUUACCAAGGAAGAGACUCAGAGAAAAAAGUGGUGAUGUAUUUGCUAGAGAAUUCUGGACAGCUAAAGAAGAUGGCUAUUAAAGCCUUACCAUCAACCAAUUUGGAAAAGAGAUACAAGAUACUGCAAGAGCUGUCCUCUACGCAGAGGAGUUCUAAAAAAUGUCAGUUUUCCUUCACCUGA
Molecule: messenger RNA, 990 nt
Organism: Brassica oleracea var. oleracea
Lineage: Eukaryota; Viridiplantae; Streptophyta; Magnoliopsida; Brassicales; Brassicaceae
Product: putative FBD-associated F-box protein At5g56440
Exons: 3
Coding region: 1-990 (329 amino acids)
Source: RefSeq, a predicted model, not a curated record